Lutzomyia longipalpis is the source of this 864-nucleotide messenger RNA. RefSeq lists its product as uncharacterized. Bases 39 to 764 code for a protein of 241 amino acids. The record is from RefSeq and is a predicted model, not a curated record. Lineage: Eukaryota; Metazoa; Arthropoda; Insecta; Diptera; Psychodidae. The transcript has a single exon.
GUUUCAGUUGAAUUGACUUCAAGUGCGCUAAAUACAAGAUGAAGGUUUUGAUUUGCUUGUCCGUGUUUGUGGCCGCCACGGUGGCACUGCAUUUGCCAUUCAAUCCACUGGCAAAGUUAGAUUCUGACGAUGCAUCUUUCCCACGACCUGAGCCACCACAAGUUCGCCCACCACAUAUGCCCGAAAUGAGCCCUGAACUCCGUGAAUUCCUCAAGGAUGUUCGUGAUUUCAUGAGGCUUCUGCCACGCAGGGAACUUCGUCAGCUCGUGAGGGAUGCCUUCAAGAAUGACAAGGAAUUCCGCAAGACCAUCAAGUACAUGCGCUCCCCACAAUUCCACGUUGCCAUGAAGGAGAUUGGAGAUCUCCCUGAAGUUCAGGAGCUCUUCAGUCACUUUGUUGAGCAACACAUUGAGGGACAGGAUCUCACAAUGCGUGCCUUGACUGCUUUCGAGUCUGAAAUUGAAAUUCUGCCUCUGCCUGAGCCAGUUGAGUCUCAAACCACCGGAGGACUCUGUGGACUCAUUGAUCGUGUUAUGGCCAUCCUUCCUCAUGAGGAACUUCGUGCUCUUCACCUUGAAAAGGUUGCCAAUGGUGGUGUCUUUGCCAAAUUCGUCGGGAUCGUCACCAGCGAUGCAUUCUUGCAGCGUGUUGAGGCUGUUCUUCAGUCUGAGCGCUUCAUUGAACUCACCGAUGCUCUCCGUGAGCGUGGUGUGUGCCUCGACAAGAUGGGUAAACUCCAAAUGAGCAUCCUUGGAUUCCAUUAAAUCCACAUUUAAUCCAGAAAAGUUGUUCCUUGUACACAAAAAUGUCGUGACAAGAGUUUUUAAAAAUAAAAAGUAGCAGCUUUAGAUGAUUGGAAAUAUA